AUGCAGCGGAACACGGUGGUCGUGGUGGCGGAUAAAACCAGCCUCAAGAGGCCCUUCAUAUUCGCCUGCGCCGUCAAUAUGGCUUUGUGCUUCUUCAUGCUGACCACUGCCCACCGAGACCUCCUGCAAGCAGGCCAGCUAGUCUCCUACGUGUCAGUGGUGAUUUUGUACAUCCUGGAGGUCGUCUGCCUGCUGCUGUCUAUGCUCGGCGUAUUUGGCGCCUGCACAGGGAGGAGGUGGUGUUUAAUUCUGUUUGCUGCUGGGAUGGCAGCAGCCAGUCAAACAAUCAUUGUCAAAACAGCACUGAGCUACCAGGACAUUUACGAGACUGGGGUGGCAAGAGAAGAGUCCAAGUUGCUGUCCAUGAUGCCUUUGAGUGCUCCCAGUAAAGUCAACCGGACUUUACUUCAUAGUAUUCAAGCACAUUUUAAAUGCUGUGGACUCAUAGAAGGCUACAAAGACUGGGGAACUGCUAUCCCCGCUUCUUGUCAUUGCCAGUCGCCUGGGAAAUGCAUCAGAUUGCGAGGAAGCGCCACUCUGGGAGCUCCAAAGAACCAAUAUGUCUAUCAAGAGGCUUGCCUACCAAUUUAUGUUUCAGUAUUGAAGCGAGCAUUCUCCCUAUCCAUGGGAAUUAAAUUUGGAAGUGGAGUAUUUUGGGCUGUUCUGCUAGUGAUGAGCCUGAAUCUUAUGGUGCAGAUGAAGCGCAAACAGGAGUUCAUGGCUCUCCUCCAGUCUAAUCGAUAUGUCCCCGGUGCUUUCUAG
Molecule: messenger RNA, 762 nt
Organism: Nerophis lumbriciformis (worm pipefish)
Lineage: Eukaryota; Metazoa; Chordata; Actinopteri; Syngnathiformes; Syngnathidae
Source: RefSeq, a predicted model, not a curated record